Ilex paraguariensis (yerba mate) is the source of this 689-nucleotide messenger RNA. The record is from the annotation of a GenBank genome assembly. NCBI's taxonomy places the organism in Eukaryota, Viridiplantae, Streptophyta, Magnoliopsida, Aquifoliales, Aquifoliaceae.
UAUAAAUCAAGUACUUUCUAACAGUAGAGACUCCACGCCAUGGCCCAUGGCACGCAUUCAUCUUGCCUGGGGUAUCAAAAAUAUGGAAAAAUCCAGAAAGGUCAUGGGAUUCUUUACCAAGCUCUUUAGUAACUCAAGUCUUAUGAAUUGCAAUCUCUAUGAUGAUGGUUUUCCCCAGGAUUUUAGUAAGCUGUCAAAUUUGAAGUACUUAUUUCUGACAGGGAAUCCAGUUUCUAGACUGCCAGAUGCAUUAAAGAUCUGAAAAAUAUGAAAACAGUUAAUUUAUCUGAGUGUCCAAGGCUCCAACAAAUUCAAUGGCCAUCGGUUGUUGUUGAAAAAUUGUAUGUCAUAAGGUGCAGAUCAUUGAAAAGCAUAAUACGCCUAAGUUUGUUGAUGCAUCUUGCUUGCCCAAGUCUAUGCUACGUUCAGAGCGCCUUCAAGAUAGAAGACGUUGGAAAAGUUGAUUUACAAGUGAUCAACAGCAUUGGCUUCUUCAACUUGGAAUCCAUGGCAAAUGUUGAUUUGAUGAUUGUUAAUAUUUUUCUUUUCAGUAAAAUGAGGCGUCCAGCCCAGGUUCUCUCUCUCUUCCUCAUGAUUUAACGUACAGCUGAAACUACGAAUAAAUUUCACAGAUUAUGUGGGACAAUUUCAAGUUUAACACAUACUUUCCUGGAAGAGAAGUUCCACAU